AUGCCCUUGCCAGAUAUUGACCACGAUAUUGCGCCUGUCCCCCGCUCGCGGGAGGAGAACCAAGAGAGAGCCUUUAUUGCGGCUUCACGGCGGAAGGAUCGCAGCUUAGAUGCUCGUCUGGAAUCUGCCAAUCGGGCUUCUAUGCUGCACAAGAAGCGUACGGGCAAGGCCUUUCACAUUACCAAGGAGAUUGUCGAGAAAGAAGCCAUGUAUGAAGAGGUGGACGAGCGGUACCAAGAAAAGCGAAUUCGCAUGCUGCAGCAACAGAACAAGCAGAUCGAGGAACAAUUCAACCGCCAUCUCCUGGCCGCUUUAGCAGCCCGUUCUUACUCCAAUGCCUCGAUCCACAGCCGCCGAUCAAGCCAUAUGACACCUCGCCCAUCAGUCGACGGUGGUUCUUCCAAGAUGAGCUUGGAUCUAUCCAACAUUCACUCCUCCUUCUCCCAGGGUCCAGGAUCACUGGCAAGCCCAAUUACAACGGGUGAUGGCUACGUACUAUCACCCUCGGCAUCAUACGACCAGAGCGCACAAUCAUACAUGCCCUGUAUGAGCGGUCCCGAGACUUCCUACUCCAACAUGGUCACCGCCUCGACAGGGGCUUCCUCGGGACAAAUCCCAGCGUACAUGAAUCAACAGACUCCCAUGUGGAAUUCGCAAGUACCUGCCUGGGCGGCGAUGCAACAGCAGGCCCACACCCCAGGGCAAAACCCCAGUGAUGCACACGCCGUGCAGAUGUGGCAGCAACAAAUGAUGCAACAAGCCCAGAUGCCCGACUCGGCUAUCCAAAUGCGUCAGUUCAGAGAUCGCCUCGCUUCUGCACCAGAGUUGCCUCUGCAGCACGCAGCUCCGCUGCUUCCCUCAGGCUCCGUUGCGGGCCCCACCGGCCACGGCCCUACCCAUGGACACACGCGCGGCCAGUCCCAGCCUUCUAACAACUACAACCUCCAUCUCCUCACCCAGACCACAAACUUCGCCCACUCCCAGAUCCCACCUUCAAGCGCUAGCUCGCCCAAGAACGAGGCACUUUCGGCUGGCACUCACUCCACUCCAGACUUUUGUCCCACUCCCAAUACGCCUCUGUCGCCGACUGCUACUAUGCAUGCUACUAUGUCGCCGGGUGGGAAGAUUGGGGGUGAUGGUAUUAUGGUCUCGCACGAGGGGAUGGAUCCCGAUUUUACAGACUUCAGCCAAUUUGCCCUGCACUUGGGUAACUCGGCGGUUCCGAUGUCUGAUCGCGAGCAGCCUUUUGGCUUCGACGACUUUAUCGCUGUGGACGACUUCACCAGCGUCACUUGUUAA
Messenger RNA from Penicillium paradoxum, 1299 nucleotides. RefSeq lists its product as uncharacterized. The transcript is spliced from 2 exons. Bases 1 to 1299 code for a protein of 432 amino acids. Lineage: Eukaryota; Fungi; Ascomycota; Eurotiomycetes; Eurotiales; Aspergillaceae. The record is from RefSeq and is a predicted model, not a curated record.